CUCUAAAUGCCACUAAAGCUAACACACUGAACCUUUAAAUCUGACAUGCCUCAUCUGAAAAACCUACAAAUGUGGUUGUUUGAAAAGUUGUACAGUGAAUCUCCUUAAAAGUGUGACAACUGUUAAACACCUAUUAAAACCAAUUGAGGGUGGCAAAGACUUUCUACCUGCAAUUAUAUAAAAUUAACAUCCUGAGAUUUAAUAUAAUUGGAUUAUAAUGAAUGGCUUUGUUGAAAUAACUUGGAAUCAACAUUUUACAGUAUAAUGGGCUCAUAUAGGCGAGUGUAUCUCUUAUGACAAUAAGAUUCUGAUACAUCUUCUCUCCAUGUAUAGUUUCUCUAGCAAAUGGCCAUUGUUGGAACUUAAAACAAUCAGAAACCACAGUUUGAGAUAAUACGCAUAUUUUCACAAGUGCAGUGGCCACAGAAAUUCACAUCCAUGAAAUAAAGUUGCUUUCAUUGUGAGCUCUCUCAAGAGUGGGUUUACAAGGAUAUUUUAAAAACUGUGGCCUUGUUGUGUGAAAAGGUGAAGAGGGGAAAAAAGAUGCAUGGAAUGUAACAGAAUGCCACAGUGAUUAUGUCUACAAUUAUUUUGACCAUCUUUUGCACAUCUGAGUGUAAAAUAAGCUUUGUUUUUAGUAUGAAAAUGGUAAUUCAUCAUAAAGGAAACAAGCAUUGUCAGAAAAAUGAAAUGCAGGGGCAUUGUAAUGUUAAACUUUACCUUGGUCUUUUUUUUUUCUUUGAGGCGAUACUAGUGUGAGUGAGUCACAGAGUUUCUGAAUGGCAGGCUGGGUUUAUAAACCUCCGCCAGCCCUCAACACAGGAGUUUAGAGGCCACUUGUCUCUCCGGUCUGUCACAUAGGCACAUGCAGCAAGGUCUGGCAGCCUCAGCAUCCUUACGUUUCAUCCCGGAGGGCACGGGAGCACAAAGACUCUUGAUGAUGAGGUCCUUCUUCCUACUUCUCUUCUCCCUGUUGUUGGUGUCCCAUGGAUCUUCAGCAGUCAUCACAGGGGCCUGUGAGCGGGACUCUCAGUGUGGAGGAGGUAUGUGUUGUGCGGUGAGUUUGUGGAUCCGCAGCCUGCGUAUGUGCACGCCCAUGGGACAGGAAGGAGACGAGUGUCAUCCUAUGAGCCACAAGGUUCCUUUCUUUGGGAAAAGACUCCACCAUACUUGCCCCUGCCUACCCAACCUGUCAUGUAUCACCAUAGAGGAGGGGAGAUCCAAAUGUCUCUCACCAUACAAAUAUCCAGACAACUACCUCUGAGGAGUAGUGCAGUUACA
This is a messenger RNA of Micropterus salmoides (largemouth bass), 1281 nucleotides long. It is a transcript of the gene prok2, whose product is annotated as prokineticin 2. The coding region runs from base 866 to 1264 and encodes 132 amino acids. Lineage: Eukaryota; Metazoa; Chordata; Actinopteri; Centrarchiformes; Centrarchidae. The record is from RefSeq and is a predicted model, not a curated record. The transcript has 3 exons.